AUGUCCGUCUUCACAUUCGACCCAAAUCCACCCCGGGUGUCUUCUCUCUGGCUGCUGCCGGCAAAGUUGGAAGACCAGGGCCUUCAGCCCAAUGGCACUGUUGCACACAGCUUGCUGUCGGACUAUGGGGUGACCAGGCUCCCUCCUGAGCCCGAGGACGGUCCGGUGGAAUAUAAGCUCCACCUCCUCCUGCGCCCACGACGGGCAUACAAGCCACUCUCCUACUUCUCAGCCUCGCUGCAGGCCAAGAUUGCUACGGAUCCGAAAUAUCUGCAAAAGACCCGUGUUGUAGGCUCUUCGACCGCCGGCCAGACACGACAAGACCGGUGCCAGCAUCUCACCACCCAGCUGCUCUGGAGACUGCGCCAGUCCUCUCCAUACCAUGCGUCGGUGGCCAGCCAGGACAUCGACGUGCCAGUGCUGCCGGAUGGCGUCGAGCUUUCCUCGCUCCCUGUUGCGCUGGGGAGACUUGCGCCCGGCUUGGAGGAGUCGCGAGGUGCUCUGUACGAGAUUGGCGUCGCCGACGACGGCACCCUCAUCGGCAUAGCCAAGGACGAGAUGGACCAGAGCGUGGCAACACUGCGUUGGAUGGCAGCAAGCUUGGGCUGCACGGCAGAAGUCCAGCGCAUGGUGGCUGUCGGGGAGUGCGAGUGGACGGCGGAUGAGGCGCCAUCUAUAGGCCCUGAGACUGCUCCUCCGAAAGGCCGAGAGAACCUCUGGGUCGCAGAGGUGUUUGUCCGACCACACAUGAAGUCUUACGGCUCAUCCGGCUCCAACCACAAGCAAACACUGACUACUCUUGGCUCGGCCACAACCGAUCAGCUUCGGGUCACUCUGACUGGGCCAACGGGCUCGGGAAAGUCGACCCUGCUAGGAACCCUCUCGACCGGCACGCUGGAUGACGGACAUGGGAAGAGCCGUCUCAACUCGCUCAAGCACCUGCACGAAUUGGCCUCUGGGCUGACAAGCACCGUGACGCAGGAGCUCUUGGGCUACUCAGAGGACCGUAUAGUCAAUUAUGCAAAUCAGAAUAUCGAGUCCUGGAUCGGCAUCCAUGACUACACCAAGGAUGGCCGUCUCGUCUUUGUGUCGGAUUCUGCCGGCCAUCCGCGCUUCCGCCGCACUACACUUCGAGGCCUCAUCGGAUGGGCUCCUCAUUGGACCAUUCUGUGCCUUGCUGCUGCUUCCGACACGGCCGCAGGCAGUGCGGCUCUUGCAAAGGCACAUCUCGACCUCUGUCUCAAGCUGAACCUGCCUCUCGCUAUCAUCAUCACCAAGUCAGACCUGCUGAAUAAGGAGUCGCUCAAGCGGACUCUCGUCCCGAUCUGGACGGCCGUGAAGAAUGCUGGCAGAACACCGCAGCUCCUGCAGUCGAAGCAAAAGUCUUCCGAGAACAUCCGACAAAUCCCAGCUACAGAUGCCCUGGCAAUCGAGUCGGCCCUCUCACAUGCCCAAGCAACAAGCAACUUCCGCGCUGUCGUCCCCGUAAUCCUGUCCAGCACAGUGAGCGGCGACGGCAUCGGCAUGGUGCAUGCCCUGCUCCGCUCACUACCCCUUCCGCCUGAGCCGACUGCCCAAGACUAUGUCGGCAUGGCGCUGAAUCCGGAAGAACCCGAGUCGCUCUUCCACAUUGAGGGUCAGUACAACCGCCCAGCAUCAUACACCUCCAGCAAUCUCGGCGAGCUGGCAGAUCCUGGCUAUGUGGUGUCGGGUUACCUGCGAUUCGGCAGCAUCUCUGUGGGAGACCUUGUGGUGGUUGGUCCGUUUCAGUCGGAGGGUGAAGUUGGUGGUCUUUCUCUGGAAGACGAGCGGACGGCGUCGCCCAGCAGUCACACUGUCCUAUCGUCGUCUCACCCGUCCAACUCUGAGCUCUCGCGAAUUGCCGCCAGGAAGGCCAUCUCUGCAUCUGCUCUGAACGGAAAGUGGCACAAUGCACGAGUCAUCAGCAUUCGCAAUCUACGCCUGCCAGUAGAAACGCUCGCCACUGACCAAGUCGGCACGAUCGGACUCAUCGCCCUGCCGCCUGAAACUGCAGGCGAUGACGUGUUUGAGCCGGCAGCACCCCCUGACCUCAAACCCCGCAGAGGUAUGGUGCUUGCCAUUCCCAGCAAGCACAUGGUGGACAGUGGGCUGCAGCUGCAGGCAGCCAGCGGACUGACGGCAUUCUUCGCGGACGCGACGAUCGAAUCGCUCGCCACUGGCACGGCCGUCACGUUUUAUGUGGCCAGCGUGCGGGCACAGGCAAGGAUUGCCAAGAUCUGGAGCGGAUCUCUCGGAGACUCGUUCGGCAUCAGUGCGGAGGCUGACGGGGCGCCAGAAGAUGGACUACUUCCCGGUAGCGUCUUCAGGCUGCACGAUACUGCCGAGGCCGACAGCAGGCAGGACGGGGCGGCGACCACGGCCGUGCACGGCUACAAUGUCCGGCUGGAGCUUCUCAACCGGCGGGAGUGGAUCGAGCUGGGGUCACAGAUUGUGAUUCUAGAGGGCGCCAGCAAAGAAGCUUUUCUGUUGGACGGGUUUAUCGGCAAGGUUGUCGAGAUUGCCGACUGA
This is a messenger RNA of Grosmannia clavigera kw1407, 2550 nucleotides long. RefSeq names its product GTP-binding protein. NCBI's taxonomy places the organism in Eukaryota, Fungi, Ascomycota, Sordariomycetes, Ophiostomatales, Ophiostomataceae. The record is from RefSeq and is a predicted model, not a curated record. Gene Ontology annotation, biological process: translational elongation. Gene Ontology annotation, molecular function: GTP binding; translation elongation factor activity; GTPase activity. The coding region runs from base 1 to 2550 and encodes 849 amino acids. The transcript has a single exon.